This is a messenger RNA of Drosophila miranda, 1895 nucleotides long. RefSeq lists its product as uncharacterized. The record is from RefSeq and is a predicted model, not a curated record. Bases 607 to 1191 code for a protein of 194 amino acids. Lineage: Eukaryota; Metazoa; Arthropoda; Insecta; Diptera; Drosophilidae. The transcript has 2 exons.
CGCAGCAGCGGCCAAAGAGAGACGAGGAAAACACCGGGAUCCAGCGAGCCGCCGGCAUCGACGCGGCAGCGGCAGAAAAGAAACGCCGAGAACAGCGAGCCGCCGGCAUCGACGCAGCAACGGCAGAGGAGAAUCGCUGAAAAGAUAAGAUAACAGCAUAAACGCAGCAACGGCAGAAGAGGACCGCUGAGAACAGCAAUCAAAUCCAGUAACGCCGCGCCAGCAGCGGAAAAGAGAGGCGAAAGUCACCGGCGCAGCUACAGACGCCGAAAGAGAGGGGAAACGACGGCGCCGGCCCUCUGCCGCCGCGGCAGAUGACGACGCUAGCCGCCCACGCUGACGCUAGAUCGGAGAGCCAGCAGAACGCCGGCUCUGAGCUGGGAAAUGGGAAGGAGAAAAAAAAAGUCGUUUGGAAGCAGUCGUAGGAGUCGGACGUGUUUGCGGAUAAAAUUCGAGUGGCGUACGAAAAGUAAGACACGUGGCGAACCAGAUCCACGCCAACGCGAUCAGUGACACAGAGGAGAUCCUGCAUCUACGCCGUACCCACGGGGAAGAGGAGGCUUUCAACGAAUACAAGCGUGGGAGUUCAGGGAAUCGACUGAAAACAUGAAGCGUCUAAGAGACGGAAGGCAAGCUCGGCCCCUAGGGGAAAAUGGUGAUACGACGGGACACCCUAGCGGAGACCAGCUGCCUGAAGUCCCGGCACCUGCCGACGAACCAACGACAAACCGGGCUCGCGGCUGGAUCGUCGACCCCAAUGGGCCAUGCGCCUCCCGUCAAGCCCAGCUGAGGCGGGUGGGAGAGGCGACACUUCGAAAACAGGACAGGAUGCCAUGGGGGAGGAUCGACCAACAAACCCAGGGCCCGGGGACCGACGCCGAAGAGGAAGUAGAGCCCGAUGGCCGCUUCGCAACCGCAGGUGUCCGCUCGGCGCCCAAUCACGACGUCGCCGCCCUGAAUCGCCGUUGGUUUGGGAGUUAUGGGGCUGCCAUCGACGAAGACAACGCGACCACGGACACCGACGAGCACGAGACAAUAAUACGCGAUGCUCAAAGCCUGGCGUCCACGCUGCAGGACGAAGGGAACAGACACCCACUGGCUCGCGGGAACGAAUGGGACUCGCCCCUUUGGGCCGAGUGGAACCUGGCCAGUCUAGGUCGGGUAGCCACCCCUCUAGCAGUACACGACUAGGACGAAUCCGGGGACGGUGCUGGACCACACUACUCCGACGUGUCCCACGCAAGCGAUGCAGGGGAAGGAGUAGGACCCCAACGCGACGACGGAGGGUCCGAUUCCAGGUCCCUCAUGAGCCUGGGCUUCGCGCCCCAGGCGAACCAGCAGUGGGCACCAGCCAACCCAUCGGUGUCAGAUGACGUCCUGCCUCCCCUCGUGGCCGCCCACGCCGGACUACCCCCACAACGUCCCGAUGAGGGAGUAGUUGAUUUCGACUCCGAAGGGAGCCUCCCGCUGGAGUAUGGCGAGAUGGCCGACCUGCUGCAGAUCCUCCGGCCCUACGGUAGCCGCGGUGCAGGACGACCCGGAAUGGGCAGAGGCUCCCCCGAACGGCGGACCAACGCGCUAGGUCGACAGUUGCCCCGGGACCACAUAUCCAACAUCACCGUAUUCUUACGCGAUCGCGCCUACCGACUGGGAGUCCGGCGACUGGAGGUCCAUGACGGCACUUGCAUCCGCAUAAAGAUUACCCGCAGCCGGGCCGUCACCGUCACUCUUCGGCACCCCCGAAGUAUGGAGGGGGUGUGAGGGAGCGUACGCUCCACCCACAUUUUUUCCGCCCAUCAGUUCGCCGUCAUUUUCCCAUUGGAUGGACCCGAGAUUACGUUAUUAGAAUUAAGAUUUUUGACUUUUCUUUAUUGACUUUUCAGUUUUAGGUUAAG